AUGGCGCCCAAACAAAGACAGAAAUUGACGGCGGCGGCGGCAGCAGCUGCAGCGACGGUGCCGGCGGCAGCAGCAACGGUGCCGGAGCCGACAACGAUUGAUUCAAUCGGAGAAGACCUUCUUAACAACAUUCUGUUUCGGUUAUCAGCAGAAUCAUGUGCAUCAGCAGCAUGUGUGAACAGUAGUUGGAAUCUCAUCAUCAAUCGCUUUCUCACUCUUCCAAACCUUUCUUCUGCUCUUUCCUGCAAUCCUUGUCUUCAGGAUGCUGUGGAUGAGGUUGUUGACAAGGUUUUAGCUAGGCCGAUUCGGCCCCAGUUUGUAAUGGCUUCCAUCGGUCCUUCUUAUGACUUGAAGGAAGCUCACUAUCUCAUUACUGGUAGAUUCGGUUGCCAAAUUCCAGUUAUCACUUCGAUAUCUUAUGGAAUUUUUGGGCAAGAUGCUAACACUAACCAGUUUGAAGAGGUUCAGUGGAACACCAUGAAAGAUAACCAGGCUCAUGAGGAUCUUCGUAAUGAGGACGAGGGUGUUUUAGUGACUGUUGGUUUCUUGCCAGGAUUAAUAGUUGAUUUAAUCCCAUUAAAAAGGGCUCGGGACAAGGACAUUGACAUCAAACCGGUUCUUGCAAAGUUGGAUUAUGCUUUUACCGAAGAGACUGUCAUUGUGGGUGAUGCGGGUUCUCGUUUUUUAUACCAAGAUGGAACAAUAAGUAACCGUUUUAAUAACAGAGAGUCCAGUUCAGCUGCUGUAGCUCUUCUGUUUUCAAGGGAUACAAACAAACCUCCUGGUGUUGGGGAAACUCAGUUUCAUGUAAUGUUAUCUACUGGCGUUUCACCAAUUGGGCCUAUAUACAAAGCUGUUAAUGUUGAGGCGAAAUUUCGUGACAAUUCUACUCAGUUCAUGGCGAGAACAAAAGGCAUUGAUUUUUAUCUGGAUGGUGAGACGAUUUUAGAUCAGAUUUAUGAUGAACUGGGAGAUCAUACCCAUUCUCGAACUCUCUAUGUUGGAGUUGCAAAGACGAGGAGAUGCACUUUUGGGGAUGUUCGCAUAAGUUCGAUGUGUAUGCAUGAAUUCUAUUUGGUUUUAAGAGGUGAUAACGAGUAUCUCUAUGUCCAUGGUGAUGGUAUCAGUGAUUUUGACUCCUUCCAGUUUUACCAUGCAAAUCCUGAUUUGGCAUAUGCUUCUUGCAACGAUGUUUCAAACGACAUGAAGCUUCUGAAGCAGGAUCUAAACCACCUAAAAAAUGAUGAUCAUUCUAAUAGCAAUGGAAGCAUGCAUAUGCAUAAGAAGUCUGUUUUUGGUGGUAUGAUGUUCGCUUGCUAUGGUCGUGGAAAGUUAUUUUUCGGUGAACCUAAUGUAGAUGCCUCACCUUUCUUGGAGAAUUUCCCUGGGGUUACCUUCUCAGGAACCUAUUGUAAUGGAGAAAUUGCACAUGGAGAUUAUAGCUUCUACGUAAAGGAGUCUAAAGGACAAAGCUGUAUACGUUGCAGUUUGCACGAAUUUAGCACCGUCUACCUUGUUAUGUCAUAUACUCCUCCUGCAUUGCCAGAAGAUUAG
Messenger RNA from Solanum tuberosum (potato), 1554 nucleotides. Its product is annotated as F-box/LRR-repeat protein At5g63520-like. NCBI's taxonomy places the organism in Eukaryota, Viridiplantae, Streptophyta, Magnoliopsida, Solanales, Solanaceae. Bases 1 to 1554 code for a protein of 517 amino acids. Gene Ontology annotation, molecular function: protein binding. Gene Ontology annotation, biological process: positive regulation of proteasomal ubiquitin-dependent protein catabolic process; protein polyubiquitination. The transcript is spliced from 9 exons. The record is from RefSeq and is a predicted model, not a curated record.